AUAAAACCUUAGUAGACCAAGUUAAAACGAAAGUAAAUAUCGUUAUUUAUAGCAUUACGUCAUUUAUGUAUUUCAAAUAGAAGAAAAACAUUACACUUGAUUUCGGAUUGUAAUUCAAAAAUAGCAUUUCUGUUAAACCAUAUUUACUGUAAUAGUUACGUACAUUGUAUUCCUACAUCCAUACAGCACGGGGCGUGUCGGAAAGGUUAUCGAUGUUAUCAGUAGUUAUUUUAUUAUUUUGUUUAUAACUCGCUAAUGGUCCGCUGGCGAUGUAUUCAAACAGCCGCAGCCAUAAGAGUCUCACUUGUAUAUCGAUCGUAACUGCUCGCGACGACUGAACAUUUCCCCGGAAACUAAUUUUAUGUUACAAUUCUUGUGAUCAAAAUGUUACGCUCUUUAUCAAUACUUCUGAUAUUAACUGUAAAUGUUAACUCAAUGUCUGUUGUUAACCCCGGACCCAAGUAUCCACCGACUAAAGGAGAGGUUUGGCCGAAACCCCGAAGUGAAGUUACGGAAUUUACUUACUUCACCUUUGACCCUUCUAAUUUUAAAGUUAAAGUGACGAAUAACACAUGCGAUAUACUUACUUCGGCAAUCGAAAGAUACUCGUACAUCGUGAAGAGCAGAGCACCGCAGCAAGACCAAACGUCGGCCCCGAGGAGCGAGCGACAUGUAGAGGAAGUCCAGACUUUGGCGCGGGGCGUCUUGCGGGAGCUACAAGUGGAACUGACAGAACCAUGCGAAGACUAUCCUUAUUUAGAAAUGGACGAAAAAUACACAUUGACGGUAUCAGAAGUGUCAGUGCUAACGAGCGCCUCCGUUUGGGGCGCUCUCCGCGGCCUCGAGACAUUCGCACAGAAGUUCUACCUUUCGAAUGACAUGAAUGAGCUGAGGAUAAAUACAUCUACAAUAGUGGACUUUCCGGAGUACGCGCACCGCGGGCUGCUACUGGACACGGGCCGGCACUACAUCUCGGUGGCCAACAUCCUGCUCACGCUCGACGCGAUGGCCAUCAACAAGAUGAACGUCCUCCACUGGCACAUCGUCGAUGACCAGAGCUUCCCAUACCAGAGCGAGAAGUUCCCUGACCUUAGCCUGCAUGGCGCGUAUCAUUCCUCCAUGGUGUACACGAAAGACAAUAUUGCACAAAUUGUGGAGUACGCUCGGCUGCGCGGCAUCAGGGUCCUGCCAGAGUUUGACGUGCCUGGUCAUACGCGAUCGUGGGGAAAUGCGUACCCCAACCAGAACGAGAUCGUGGGUCUUGGUCCCAUGAACCCCACCCGGAACGUCACCUACAAAAUGAUCCGCGACCUCUUCCACGAGGUGCAGACCUGGUUCCCAGACAAGUAUCUACACAUCGGUGGGGACGAGGUUGAGAUAGACUGCUGGCGUUCGAACCCAGAGAUCCGCGAAUACAUACAAGAAAACGGCUUAAAGGUGGAGGAGCUGCACGCUCUCUUCAUGCAAAACACCAUACCACUGCUCGCUGAUGGAUCCAAGAUCGUCGUCUGGCAAGAAGUGUUCGAUGAAGAUGUACCUUUGACAAAUGACACACUCGUGCAAGUUUGGAAGAGUAUGUGGGUUGAUGAAAUGGUGAAGGUGCUGGAAGCCGGUCACCGUGUGCUCUUCUCGUCGGCGUGGUACCUGGACUACCUGGGUAACGAGUGGUCGCAGUUGUACAUGGUGGACCCGCGGCGAGUAGUGCGUGACGCGACCGGCAACGACACGCUGCCCGCCGGUGUGCUCGGUGGCGAGGCUUGCAUGUGGGGAGAGAUGGUCGACAACAGGAAUGUUAUAUCGAGAGUGUGGCCGCGCGCGAGCGCUGUGGCGGAGCGGCUGUGGAUCGCGCCCUCGGCGAACCUCGGCGUCAGCAUCAACUCCAGUUCGCUUCCGCCCAUCGAGGCCUACCGUCGCAUGGAGGAGCACGUGUGUCGCAUGAACAGGAGGGGCAUUGCUGCUCAACCAGCCAACGGCCCGGGCUUUUGUCUCUUUUAAAACUAAAAUAGAUGUAAAAUCGUUGUACUUUUCCUGUAUUCCUGGUCAUGUACACUUGGCAAUGAAACAUUCUUAUGUUCUAUCGCGCAGAAUCCAUUUUGAACGCUUGGAAAACAGUAUAAGAGUCAAAUUGAAGCAUUAAUACUCUCGUAUUAAAAUAACGCCAAUACAGAGUGUUAAAAUGCGCUCAUUCAAAUAAGGUAUAAAGUUCAGCUUAUCGCAAUCGGUGUAUCAAACAUUUGGAGAUAUUU
Molecule: messenger RNA, 2246 nt
Organism: Papilio polytes (common Mormon)
Lineage: Eukaryota; Metazoa; Arthropoda; Insecta; Lepidoptera; Papilionidae
Product: beta-hexosaminidase subunit beta-like
Biological process (GO): glycosaminoglycan metabolic process; ganglioside catabolic process; carbohydrate metabolic process
Cellular component (GO): membrane
Molecular function (GO): beta-N-acetylhexosaminidase activity
Source: RefSeq, a predicted model, not a curated record